AUGAAAUUAAAUAACCUUGAUUCUAACCCACAAACAGAACAACAAGAUCUAAAAAUUGAAGAUUAUAAAAAAUUGGGUGAGAAAUUGGGUAUCUCCAUUUGGAAUUCACGUAAAGCAUUUGAGCAGAAUUGUGAUAUUUUAGAAAAUCCCACCUGCUUGGAUGAGUAUUAUGAUGACCUUAUUGGUCCUAACAUCUGGAAUGUGGCAGUUAUAGAUAACAUUGAUUUUAAAGAUAUUACCUUUCAUCAUGGUAAUAUUUAUGAUGCAAACAGAGGCUCAUCACAUGCUGUUGUGAGGGGAAUCUUCCAAUUCCAUCUUCCAUUUCCUGUAAAUACACAUUUGCAAAAUUAUCAGCAAGCAACUUCUGAAUUAAAAUUAUUUGGAAAAUCUACUUUUACUGACCAGUGGGAAAAUACAAUUGAUACAAUUUUUCAAAAUCUUUUGCAAAUCCAUGGAAAUAAUUUUGAUUUUCAGGAUAUUCAUAAAGAAGUUGCUUCAAAAGUUGAAUUGGAUGAAGAAAUGGAAGUGGUUAGGGAAAAUUUACCUGAAGAAACAAUAGUUGUACCAGUCAAUGUGAUAAUACAGGAGGAUGCAGGAUCUUCUUCACAAAUAAAUAAGAGACGUAUAAAAACAAAUGAGGAACUUGAAAUCCUUAAAGAGGUAUUUGAUCACACUGAAGAUUUACCAAGAGAU
Messenger RNA from Entrophospora candida, 693 nucleotides. The record is from the annotation of a GenBank genome assembly. NCBI's taxonomy places the organism in Eukaryota, Fungi, Glomeromycota, Glomeromycetes, Entrophosporales, Entrophosporaceae.